Molecule: messenger RNA, 2047 nt
Organism: Tigriopus californicus
Lineage: Eukaryota; Metazoa; Arthropoda; Copepoda; Harpacticoida; Harpacticidae
Gene: Rassf
Biological process (GO): signal transduction
Source: RefSeq, a predicted model, not a curated record
GAUGAUGGGGAAUAAGGAGAGUCUCCUGCUACUACUACUACUACUACUAGCAUGUUGUUGAUAUUGUUGAACUUUCAUCUUUGACGAUCAUUCCACCUCGAAUAUUCCAAGUGCGAUAUCGCUCGCAAUGUGGACUUGUCACAAGUGUGGAAAACCCGUGUUCUUUGCUGAACGAAGACAGUCUUUGGGAGUGGAUUGGCAUCCCUGGUGCUUGAAAUGCGAAGAAUGUGGAAAAAUUCUAAAGAUUGGCCAACACUCCGAGCAUAAAGGCACUCCGUAUUGUGAUAUUCCAUGCUACUCAGCACUGUUCGGACCCAAACUUUUCGGUCACGGCUCUACUGUGGAAUCUCAUCAGAGUUUUGGUCAAAGAUCCAAAAGCUUCAUUCGCGAGCAAAAGGAUUUGAUGCGAAAUAUCCGUGAGUACAAUGCCUUUAAUUCACGGAGACCCGAUUCUGGAGGGGGGAAAAUGGAGCUGGUCCAUCGGGAAGUCAAUUCCAGAAUGGUUUUAGAAGGGGUCCUCCGGGUCUAUUGGGGUGUGGACACGAGCAUUCGCUUGAGGGAGUUCGACGACAAGCGCAUCAUUGCCAAAAUGGAACGGCAGCGAAAGGCCAAAUCCUUGGGUUGCCCUCCAUUGGAUGACCCGGCAUUUCAGCAUCUUGAGCAAUUGGAAACAAAAGCGGAGACCUCCACCUUAAAUGGAACGCAUCCCCAAGGAUGUGAUGAUGGUGUUGUCCGGCAGAAAUCUCUUGAAGCUCAAUUAGAAUCCAAUGGUCAAAACGGGUCAGAAAAUAUAGCCGAAAAUGCCACUGACCGGCAACAAUCGGAACCAGAUCUGUGCCAAUCGGUUAAAAUGAGAGCCAAAGACUCGGAUUCCUCAAUCGACAAAGAUGCGGACCGCCGCAAAUCUUUUAACGACAUUCACCCGUUGACCAAGAGAUCCCGCUUUCAGACCAUGCCAGUUAGACUGGCUCAAGACGAAUGGGAUGAAAUCGAUGAGCUGUUGGCGGUGGAGAGAUUUGGCGAGACGGAUCGUGUGUAUCACACGAUUUGCACAGGGGCCACACUCCCGGCCAAAUUGGGGGAACAGGAAAUGGCCAUAUUGGGGCGAGGAGAACCUCAACGGGACAUACCAUCCGCAGUGUCGACCAGGAGCAGCACUCUGGAAAAGCUGUUUUGGGCACGAAAAUCAGUUUCGGAAGAGACAUCCGAGAGUGCGAGUCAAGAAUUUCAAAGUCUACCCACUUACCUGUCCGACCAGGAUGAGGUUGGCCAGACCACUCGGAAUCUGAAGGACCCCUUAAUUGAGGCUGAAACGGUGAAGGAGCCGGAGAAACGGAAAGGGGGUCCCAGAGCACUUCGCCGUAGACAUGGCAAGAAGAUGGACCGGUCAAAGGUUCGCCGGAAAUCCAGUAUCAACGGCCAUUGGUAUGACCGCGACACGUCGGUGUUCACUCCCCCCAAAGGCUCAAGCAUGUCCGUCUAUGUCACCAGUUUACUGCCAACCAAUGAGGUGCUCCGAAUGAUCCUGGAAAAGUAUCAAAUUGAGAGUGAGCAAAACCAAUUUGCUCUGUACGUUGUCAAGGAUAAUGGAGAGAGGCGCCUGGUUACCGAUUGUGAAUUCCCGCUCCUUCUGAGGGUCAAUCUGGGAGCUGACGAAUCCGUGGCCAAGCUUUACCUUCUGGAUCGAUCGUCCACCACCGAGAUUGGGCACGAAGUCGCCCAAUACCUUAGGUUCUCCUAUGCCGAAUGCAGAGCUAUCUUGAAUAUGUUUUAUGAGGAAGAGGAGCACGAAGUGGAAAAAAUCAAGUACAAAUAUCAAGCCAUGAAGAAACGAAUUCGUGAACGAAUGUUUGACCUUCGCGUUCGGUUCUGACAACGGUCAGUCCCAGAAAUAUGCGAUUAUCAUUGCUCUCUCUUGAACAACCAUGGAAUGCACAUUAUACCAAUAACCCUCCAUAGCUCACAAUCAGUCAAGUGUGUAAUGUUCAAAUCAAGAAUUAGAUCGUAUACAAACUAUGGAAUAUAUAUUUUCUCUCCUAACAACAAA